ACAACGUGAGGUGAAGAAAGCUUGGACUGCGCUGGUUCUGCUCUGUCCGGGUCGGAGAUGAACUGACCCGGGAGAGUAGCACAGGGAUGUUUCUUUCGGCCGACGGUGAGGACUCACCUGCACGUUUUGCGAAGAGGCCCACAGUCCUUUGCGUGGCGCCCGGACUACAUUUCCCAAAGGCCCCUGCGCGGCCUGCGGCUCUUCCUUGCGGUGUUGCGCCUGCGCAGCCGGCGGGCUGGUGCCUUGCCUUCCCAAGACACUGCUCUUCAAGAGAAAGACCAGAAGAGAAGGCAAAAAUGAAUGUUGAAGUAGUAAAAGUCAUGCCCCAGGACUUAGUGACAUUCAAGGAUGUGGCAAUAGAUUUUUCCCAGGAAGAAUGGCAAUGGAUGAACCCUGCUCAGAAGCAUUUAUACAGGAGUAUGAUGUUGGAGAACUAUCAGAGCCUGGUAUCACUUGGUCUUUGCAUUUCUAAGCCAUGUGUGAUCUCCUUAUUGGAGCAAGGGAGAGAGCCUUGGGAGAUGACAAGUGAGAUGACAAGAAGCCCCUUCUCAGAUUGGGAAUCUAUAUAUGAGACACAGGAAUUACCUCUGAAGCAGUUCAUGUAUGAUGAUGCAUGCAUGGAGGGAAUUACAAGCUAUGGACUUGAGUGUUCCACUUUUGAAGAAAACUGGAAAUGGGAAGACCUUUUUGAGAAGCAGAUGGGAAGUCACAAUAUUUUUAGCAAGAAAGAAACAAUCACUCAUAAAGAAACCCUCACUAAGGAAACAGAAUUCAAAUAUACUAAAUUUGGGAAAUGUAUCCAUCUGGAAAACAUAGAAGAGAAUAUUUAUAAUCACACAUCAGAUAAAAAAAGCUUCUCCAAAAAUUCUAUGGUAAUAAAACACAAGAAAGUCUAUGUAGGAAAGAAGCUUUUUAAAUGUAAUGAAUGUGACAAAACCUUCACCCAUAGCUCAUCCCUUACUGUUCAUUUUAGAAUUCAUACUGGUGAAAAACCAUAUGAAUGUGAGGAAUGUGGAAAAGCCUUCAAGCAAAGGCAACACCUUGCUCAACAUCACAGAACACAUACUGGAGAGAAACUCUUUGAAUGUAAAGAAUGUAGGAAAGCCUUCAAACAAAGUGAACACCUUAUUCAACAUCAAAGAAUUCAUACUGGAGAAAAGCCAUAUAAAUGUAAGGAAUGUAGAAAAGCCUUCAGACAGCCUGCACACCUUGCUCAGCAUCAGAGAAUUCAUACUGGAGAGAAACCCUAUGAAUGUAAAGAAUGUGGCAAAGCCUUCAGUGAUGGCUCAUCUUUUGCUCGCCAUCAGAGAUGUCACACUGGGAAAAGACCCUAUGAAUGUAUUGAGUGUGGGAAGGCUUUUAGGUAUAACACAUCUUUUAUUCGUCACUGGAGGAGUUAUCAUACUGGAGAGAAGCCUUUUAAUUGCAUUGAUUGUGGGAAAGCUUUCAGUGUUCACAUAGGACUUAUUCUGCAUAGGCGAAUUCAUACAGGAGAGAAACCUUACAAAUGUGAUGUGUGUGGAAAAACCUUCAGCUCUGGUUCAUCCCGUACUGUACAUCAGAGAAUUCACACAGGAGAGAAACCUUAUGAAUGUGAUAUAUGUGGGAAAGAUUUUAGCCAUCAUGCAUCACUCACUCAGCAUCAAAGAGUACAUUCUGGAGAGAAACCUUAUGAAUGUGAUAUAUGUGGGAAAGAUUUUAGCCAUCAUGCAUCACUCACUCAGCAUCAAAGAGUACAUUCUGGAGAGAAACCUUAUGAAUGCAAGGAAUGUGGGAAAGCCUUUAGGCAGAAUGUACACCUUGUUAGUCAUUUGAGAAUUCAUACUGGUGAAAAACCCUAUGAAUGUAAAGAAUGUGGAAAAGCUUUUAGAAUCAGUUCGCAGCUGGCUACUCAUCAGAGAAUUCAUACUGGAGAGAAGCCUUAUGAAUGUAUUGAAUGUGGAAAUGCUUUCAAACAGAGAUCACACCUUGCCCAACAUCAGAAAACUCAUACAGGAGAGAAACCUUAUGAGUGUAAUGAAUGCGGGAAAGCCUUCAGCCAAACUUCCAAUCUUACUCAACAUCAAAGAAUUCAUACUGGAGAGAAACCCUAUAAAUGUACUGAAUGUGGAAAGGCUUUUAGUGAUAGCUCAUCCUGUGCUCAACAUCAAAGACUCCACACUGGCCAAAGGCCCUAUCAGUGUUUUGAAUGUGGGAAGGCAUUCAGAAGAAAGUUAUCCUUAAUUUAUCAUCAAAGAGGUCAUACUGGAGAAGAACCUUAAGAAUGUAGUGCAUGUGGCCAAGCCUUUAGUUAUCAUCAAUCCCUUACUGUUAAUCAGCGAUGUCUCACUGGUUGAAAACAUAAACGUAAGAAAUGUAGAAAAACCUUCAGCCAGAGGCUGGCAAGAUGGCUGAAUAGGAACAGCUCUGGUCUGCAGUUCCCAAUGAGAGCAACACAGAAGCUCUGCCUUCCAGGGACACUGCUCUUCCCAAGGAGAGAAACCAGAAGCUGGAGGCUGCGGGGACAGGAAUUGAACCUAAAGCCAUGCCCCAGAAACACUUUGCUGACACCUGAAGUGGAGGUUAAGAGCAUGGACUGUGGAGUCAGACUCCUGGGUUCAAAACCCAGCUCUACAGUUGACUGACUGUGAUCCUGGGCAUGUUACAGCUCAGUAUUUCCUCAUCUGUAAAAUGGGAAUAGUAAUAGUACUGACUAUUAGGAUCAAUGUGAGGAUUAAAUAAGCUAAUAUAUAAGUAUAUGGAAUAGUGUCUGAAGUGUUGUAAGUGCUUUCAGCUAUUGUUAUUGCUGUUAUUUAUAGUAAAAGACAUUUUUAAAACAAAAGUCAUUGAUUCUGUACAUAAAGAGCUGUCCGAAAAAAACAGAAAAUGUCUUAGGAGGAUGUAUGUAUGUUGCUAAAGUUGGGUCCCCGUACAUGAUUAAAUUGAAGGCAUUUAACAAACCACUGAUACAAAAGCAGAUCACUAAUGCAUAAACAGGAUCAACCUGGGAAACUAGGGUUGAUUCUUCUUGGCAAGCAAAUAAGUUCCUCUUCUUUUAUGCCAAGAUGCUUCAACUUGCAAAAUUAUUGCUGAGAGCUGACCAGCAUUUGUUUUAGACUAGCUUGCUCAGGUAGCCAUAUUAGUGUGUCUUUUGCUCAAGGACAUUAAGCAGUUCUUGGCUGUUUCCUGCAAGUAUUACCUCGUGGUUUACACUGCAGGGGGCCUUUCAGUCCCCAGCUUAGGAGAUUUCUCCAUCAUGAGUUUACCAUCGAGAGUGUAGCUCUGCAGUUGACUGAUUCCACUGCCUCUGCAGUUGAUCUUCACUCAAAUCGGGAUAUCACUUACAAAACCUUUUUGACCUAUCUUUACACAAUUCAGUUAAAAAUGUCCUUAAAGUUUGGUAGCAGGUUAAAGAACAUGUGAUUGUAUAUUAUUCAGCAGAAAUUCAAACCUCAAAGGGACUUUUGUUUCUAGGAGAAUAAUGUGAAUCUUUAAAAGGUUCAGCUUUUGGUUGGUGUUGUGGUUUGUUAAGUGAGGUAUUUAAAUUAGGUUUUGUGUAGUCAGAUGCAGCAUGGUGAGGGACAGUCAGAGCAGAAUGGCAAAAAGAUUAUUUAUUACUCGCAGAUUCCAGAGAACGGUGACCAGCACACCUUGCAGGGCUUACUGGAAGGGCCCAGAGACAUUCAAGACACACAUGCCCAGCCAAAGGGUGGGGACCAAGAGGGAGGGAGGGACCUGUGGGCUGGAGCUUUUAUUGGGGUCCAGGGCAUCAUCUAGGUGUGUUUUCCAAGACAGGGUUGGCUUGGAUACUUUGAAGGGAGCUCAAGGCUCAGUAAGGGAACUUGAAGUUUACAUUAUCAGGUUCACCAGGCUUCAUGCAGACGUACAGUGGUCAGUUCAUAGUAUGGGGCCUUUUCUAUCUAGAACAUACAAAUGGGGACUGGGCGAGGACUGCCUGAAAACAUACAGGUCAAGGGUGACAAGCAGAGGGAGCAUCCCUAUGAAUGAGAGUUAUGACAGUCAGCAUCAUCAUAACUCAUGUUCACUGCAUGCUUCCAUUGUGCCUUGCACGUUCUAAGUGCUGUGUAUGUAUUGCCUCAUUUAAUCCAAAACGUAAUCUAUAAGGUUAGUAUUGUUGCCUUUUCCAUUUUAUAGCUGGGGAACUGAGGCACAGAGGCAUUAGGUAACCAAGUGAGGUUUCGUAAUUCAGCUUUUGGGGUAAUCCAACUGUUUUUCAUGUUCAUUUAAGUUUAGACUUGGAAAAUCUCACAGCUGCUAGUCAUUUAAAUCUGCCUUCUGUUAGCCACAGGUUCCUGGGAUUAGAGUUGCAACUGAAUAAAUGUUUAAAAUACAUUGGAACGUAUCAGAGUUGUAGGCUGAAACUGUAAAACUACGCUGCAUAAAAAUCUGCCAGCAGGAGCUGAGCAGCCCAUCUUGCCCGUCGGUCAGGAAAAUCCUGCUCAUGCUGAGCUGUUAGCAAACGUGCUCCUGAUAGCUCCUCGUAAUGCCUAGCUUCUCCAACACGGCACCUUGGUUCUUAAAAGCAUUUCAUUAAUUUAAAACAUUAUAGUGUUUUUCAUUCUUAUUACAUAUUCAUUUUAGAAAAAGAAUAUUGCUAGAUUUUUUUAAAUGAACCUCUACUGAACACUAACAGUAAAAAUAGAAAUUCUUAGAACCCAGUUUAGUCAUGAAUAAUAUUGAUGCUUUGAGGUUCAUCUCAAGUUUACUGCCCCAUUCUUAUGCUGCUUCAGGCCACUCAAAUGUCCCCAUGCUGGACAGUGCUGUAGUACCUAUUGUGCAUAGAACAAGUUAGUCUUCGUUAUUUAUAGUUUUGAAUUGAUGUCAGGGGUUUUUCUUGCAGCUGCCUCCUUUCACUCCACAAAACUGCAAGUUCUCCAAAGGCAGGGGCUGUCUCCAUAUUUUUCUCUUUUCCCUGGAGUUUAAGACAGAAUGAGGCUAGCUGUAUAAUACCUAACUAGAUCUCCAGAGUACUGAGUUUAUAGUCUCUUACUCAAAAUGAAGACAAGGAAUCUUUAGACCCCUAUAUUAGUUUGUUAGGGCUGCCAGAACAAAUACCACAGAGUGGGUGUCUUAAACAACAGGAAUUUCUU
Cercocebus atys (sooty mangabey) is the source of this 5090-nucleotide messenger RNA. RefSeq names its product zinc finger protein 471 (gene ZNF471). Gene Ontology annotation, biological process: regulation of transcription by RNA polymerase II. Gene Ontology annotation, cellular component: nucleus. Gene Ontology annotation, molecular function: DNA-binding transcription activator activity, RNA polymerase II-specific; RNA polymerase II cis-regulatory region sequence-specific DNA binding. The record is from RefSeq and is a predicted model, not a curated record. Lineage: Eukaryota; Metazoa; Chordata; Mammalia; Primates; Cercopithecidae.